AUGUUGCAACGCUGUGUACUAUAUGUAAAUAGAAUCUCCAACGGAAAUGUAUUUCUCAAGAAGUCGGCUAUCAUUGCACGGUCGUUUAAUUCUAAUAAUAAGGGAACUCUGGAAUCUGGGGAUCUACUGCGAGAUAUAAUCUCUAAUCGACAAUCCAAAAUUAAUUCAUUGAAGGUUAAUGAAGUUAAGAAUAGAAAUUUUAUGUUAUCUAGAGAUACCAAACGUAGUGGGUACUUUAAGAAGAAAACUUCAAACAUGAAUCGAAACAUAAAUAAAAAAAAACGGAUAGUGAUAAAUUGGGAUAGUGGGACAGAACGUGCACAGGAAGCCGCUAAUCAUACGAUUAAGGAAAUCUUUAAAUUAAACUCCAAGGGUGAUAUAAGAAUAUUCGAUAAUGAAUGUCAUAAGAUAGAGCCCUCUAAUAUUCGACAUUAUGCAAGAGGUUUGGAUUUGAAUAAGUUUGGUAUGUCUAUUGUAGAUAUAGAGACAGUUGAUGAAGAAAUUAGAAUUCCGUUGGUCAAAAUUGUUGACUCAAAGACUGCUUUAAAGAGGUAUUCAGAUGAUAUGGCAAAAUUGAAGAAAGAUGAGUUAAUAGAAAAGGGGAUAAUAAGAAAAAAAUUCAAUGAUCCUUCAAAGAGUGAAGAUACCUUGAAACAUAUAAAAUUAUCUUGGAAGAUACGAGAGGAUGAUUUAUCGAACCAAAAAUCUCAUGAAAUUGAGGGUCUCUUACAAAAGGGGAAUAAAGUUAACAUCUAUAUUGAUAAUAACAACAAUGGUACACCAAAACAUUGGUUAGACAAUUUUGAAAAAGUCCUGAACCCACUUGAGGAUACUUCUCAAGUACCAGUACGGAUUCCUAAGAAAGAACUGAAACGUCGUAAUGAAAUAAUGGAACAAAUUCUAACUCUUGUGGAAGAGUUAUCUGUAGCCCCUGUUGUAGAAGGAGAUGUUACAUCUAAGGUCAUUAUCCGUCUUUCACCUAAGCCGGCCACCAAACCAAAUGUAGAUAAACAAGGAUUAAAAGAAGAGAGGAGACGUGCUAGACAAGAAAAACUUGAGGAAAGAAUCCAAAGAAAGAAAGAAAGGCUAGGUCAAGUAUGA
Molecule: messenger RNA, 1101 nt
Organism: Maudiozyma barnettii
Lineage: Eukaryota; Fungi; Ascomycota; Saccharomycetes; Saccharomycetales; Saccharomycetaceae
Gene: AIM23
Product: Aim23p
Exons: 1
Coding region: 1-1101 (366 amino acids)
Biological process (GO): translational initiation
Source: RefSeq, a predicted model, not a curated record